CACUGAUGAUCAGUGUGCCAUGAUGAUCUGUGUAGCCCCCAGCAGUGCCACCUGUCAGUGUCCAUCAUGCCACAAAUCAGUCCUGCCAGUUGCCAGCAUAUCAAUGCCCAAUCAGUGCCUGAGCUGCCUUUCAGUGUCACCCAUCAUCAGUGCCAAUCAGUGCCUAUCAAUACCAAUCAGUGCUGCCAAUCACACCAUCAGUGCCAGCUAUUAAUGCCAAUCAGUGCCACCUAUCAGUGCUGCCAAUCAGUACACCUAUCAGUGCCAGUUAGUGCCAGCUAUCAAUGCCAAUCAGUGCCACCUAUC
This is a messenger RNA of Staurois parvus, 306 nucleotides long. NCBI's taxonomy places the organism in Eukaryota, Metazoa, Chordata, Amphibia, Anura, Ranidae. The record is from the annotation of a GenBank genome assembly.